Molecule: messenger RNA, 8140 nt
Organism: Cololabis saira (Pacific saury)
Lineage: Eukaryota; Metazoa; Chordata; Actinopteri; Beloniformes; Belonidae
Gene: atr
Product: ATR serine/threonine kinase
Exons: 48
Coding region: 134-7957 (2607 amino acids)
Biological process (GO): protein phosphorylation; DNA damage checkpoint signaling; telomere maintenance
Cellular component (GO): nucleus
Molecular function (GO): protein binding; protein serine/threonine kinase activity
Source: RefSeq, a predicted model, not a curated record
UUUUUGGAGCGAAAGCAUUCAAAUACACGUUGGGCUUUCUAUGGAGAUAUAUCUUACAUUAAAUUAUCAAACACAUCUUUCCCAUGGUAUCUUAAAUAGGUUAUAAACUGUGACACAAUAAUUAUACACAAGAAUGGAUGGACUUGAAAUGUCUGCGAUGAUACCGGCUCUCCAGGAGUUAGCUAGUGCCGGUGCUGCUGAGUAUGAGCUGGCUGUACAGAAACCACGACAGAUCCUGUGCCAGUUUAUCGACAGGAUACUGACAGAUGUGGACGUCGUUGCCCUUGGGCUGAAUAAAAAGUCCAGUUCGGAGCCGGCGUGUGUAAUGCUGCUCGACUUUGUGCAGCAUAUAGUCAAAUCCUCAUCUCUGAUGUUUGCAAACCCUGCGUGCCAGCCUGCUGAGUACCCAGAGACCACACAGAGUUGUACUGACUUCAGUAAAUGGGUGGCGGGACGUUUUCUUCGUGUGGCGGCAGCUCCGGGCUGUGAUGUCAUUCACGGACGCGUCUCUGCCUUGUUGUGCUCUUUACUUCACACUUUGAGAGUCAGAUUGUCGCUCAUCUUCCGUCGCCUCACCCAGGAGCUCAUAUGUUUGUCCCAAGAGCUAGGCGAUAUCCUGUAUGCUCAUGUCGCCACACUGGCAGCACAAGGACACUGUCUGGGCACUCACAUGCAGAGCCAGUGGCCCAUAACACUCAAAAGUUUCAGCUUCUCUUCCACAUCUACCUCUUCCUACCUUACCCCUUCUCCUCUUGUUGUCUCCUCACCUGCUGCCUUGGAGUCACUGGCUGCAGUGACUAUCGGCGUCAUCACUGAUUCUCUGAGGGGAAUCGUCUCCUGUCAUGACUUGAACGUAGCUUGGGAGACAGCAUGCUUCUUUUUGGCAAAUGGAAACAUCAGGCUGAAGAAGCUCUCAAUGGUGAUGUUGAGAAACAUCGUGGAGCUCAGAGGGUUUCUGAAGAUGCAGAGCCAUGAAUUCUUCACAGCCUUUUUUCAUCUGCUGGAAACGCACUCCUGUCCUGACGCAGCAAACGUGAACGAGGAACGUCCCUAUGAAGGAGAGCUGCUGAACAUGACCCGCUGCGUUUUUCAGUCAUCUCAUGUUCCUCACUUUGAACCCACUUAUCUCACGCAGAUGUUUGAGUGUGUUUGCACUCUUGGAGGAGCCAAUGUUAAGUUAGGAGCUGAAUUUACUGAAUCCCUCUGUCUGCUGUUCAGUUUCUCUCUGUCUUGUGUGCCGGUUUAUGAGAGCAUCGCAUUGCUGAGAAGACAAAGAGUCACGGAUGUCUGCAGGACGCUAGCAUGCACUGUUGGAACAGGAAAUCAAGCUGAAUGUGCCGAGGGUUUUCUCCAAGCUGCGCUCAAGGCUCAGACAGAAGUGGUAACUCAGGAGUCAGGUGAUGGAGAAACUCCUGCCAAGAGACCCUGCAAAUCUGCUGCCAGUUCAUCCAGCAAAACAACAAAAACAUCAUCAAUAGAGGUGGACAUGCAAGCGCGCAGCGAGGUUUGGGCUGUGCUGAACAGCCGACUGGAGGAACUGCUGACGCUUUUGAACUCUGGCUCAGGAGAACCAGAGAGCACGGAGACUCUGUCUGCUUUGCAGGGUGUGGCCGUCAUCCUCCAGCUGGCAGCUCUCUGCUCCUCUCCCAUCCGCUCAUGCUCUCUCCUCUGGGCGUCUACUGUCACUCUGAACAAUGUGCUGAAGACCUGUCAGUCAGUAUUAGAAGGAAGCUCUCCAACUGUCUCCAACCAGGACUACUUUGAGUCUGCUUUCCAGACCACUGUCAGGGUGCUUGAUUCCAUACUCUACUUCACAUUGAGAAGCCAGAGACAGGAUGGGCUCCAGAGGCGUGUGUGUGCUCUGCUGUCUCUUCCUUGGGUGUGUGAAAACAAAGCUGUCUCAGCUUUUAAAAGUUCAGGACUCCCGUCCUCGCUGCCUGGUUUGGCCCGGAAACUCAGCGGCUGUUACGUAUCUGAAGUCCAGGCGGAGUGUGUGUCGCUGCUAGCCUUUCUGCAUCCCGGUGUGUGUGAGACGUGGCGCGUCUGCGUGUUUACGAAGACGCUGCAGAGUCAGGACGAGGUAGUGAGAGCCGCGGCUGUGAGGGUUUUCCCCAUUCUUCUUCACCACCUGGGAAACUCGCGCCACAACCUCAUCAGCAACACGCUACUUCCCAUGCUGGAGGACAGAUCAGAGCAGGUGAAAAUGGAGCUCGCCAGGAUUGUCGGUCAUCUGAGCUGCAUCCAAUCAGAGCUCUCCGAGCUCAGUGACGUCAAAUCCGAGUCCGCCGAUCUUCAAACAAUCAUCUGCCUCCGCUGCAGCCUUUCAACAGAGCAUGCUGGGAAACCCGCCCCAUCACUCGGGGCAUCUGUUGUUCGACCCUUCCUCUCUUUACUUGGACCACAAGCCCCGAGUAAAGUUAAACAAGGGUUCCUAGAGGCGCUACCUCACCUCUGCCAGCAUGUGAGUCUGAUUGGAGAAGACAGCGACUCCCGGGCAGUUCUCUGUGCCCUGAUUGGUCUCAUGGAGGACUCAGAUCCUGCCGUUAGAAUGCGCUUCAGCCAAUCGGUGCGUUUCCUCCUGAAAGACACCGCAAAAAACUCAGAGGAGGGAACUCUGAACGAGCUCCUGGUUGGACGACUCAAGGAAGCAUUCAAUAUUGCCAAAGUGAACAGAGACGACGACCUGCGUAACACUCUCAUCCUCACCACUGGAGAGAUCGGCAGAGCAUCUCAGGGUAGUUUGGUAUCCUUCUCUCUGCUGCGUCUGCUCCACUGUCUUCUGUCCAAGUCGUCGUCGGUCUCCGUAGCCGCUUACACUCAGAUCAGAGCGCUGGCCGCUGCCAAAGGCCUGAAGCUGCAGACUCUCUUCAGUCAGUACAAGAACCCCAUUUGCCAGUUUCUGGUAGAGUCACUGCAUUCGCGCCAUGCGUCGGCGCUGAGGGACACGCCAGAUCAAGGCAGCGAAUCAGCCAAUCAGAGAGAGCUGGCUCUGGACAUCCUGGCUCAGAUCGCACACGCUUUCGACUUCCCAGACCUCCACCGCUUCCUCACUCGGACCCUCCAGGUGCUGCUGCCUUACCUGGCUGCCAAGGCGAGCGCUACGGGCUCCGCCCUCAUCCGUACUCUGGCCACUGAGUUAAAGGCAAACAGGAGAGAGAUUCUGAUCAACAACUUCAAAUACAUCUUCAGCCAUCUGGUCUGCUCCUGCACCAAAGAAGAGCUGGAGAGAGCCUUUCACUACCUGCAGAGUGAGACGGAGAUUGAACUGGGCUCUCUGCUACGACAAGACUUCCAGGGUCUUCACAAUGAACUGCUGCUGCGCUUGGGGGAACAUUACCAACAGGUAUUCAACGGUUUGGCAAUUCUGGCCUCCUUUGCUUCCAACGACGAUCCAUAUCAGGGUCCUAGAGACAUCACCACUCCAGAGCUCAUGGCUGACUACUUGCAGCCAAAGCUGCUGGGCAUUCUCGCUUUCUUCAACAUGCAGCUCCUCAGCUCCAGUGCAGGAGAAAAGGACCGCAAGAAAUUGGCAUUGACGAGCGUGAUGGCGCUGAUGCGGCUGAUGGGCUCCAAACACAUCAGCUCUGUCAGAGUGAAGAUGGUGACGACGCUCCGGACCAGCCUCCGAUACAGAGAAGACUUCCCUCUGCUCUGCUGCAAGACGUGGGACUGUUUUGUGAGGAGUGUGGAGCCCUCGCACCUCGGCCCUCUGCUGAGCCACGUUAUUGUUGCUCUGCUUCCCUUGAUCCCUCUACAACCCAAAGAAACUGCAGCCGUCAUCCGGUUCCUGAUCCUGGACAACGGGGAAGAAGUCAGCGACUACCUUCAUGAGAUUUACUUUCUGCCAGACCAUCCUGAGCUGAAAGACAUUCACACAGUUCUGCAAGAUAAUAAAAAGCUGACGGCCAGCAGCAGUGACCUGGCUGCAGCUCUGCAGCUCUCCAUGAGAGCAGUUCAGCACGAGAACGUUGACGUUAGGAUCCAUGCGCUGACCAGCCUCAGGGACAUGAUAGACACCAACCAGGACCGACUGCUGCGGCAGGUUUGCGCGAGUGAGGCGGUGGAGCCGGUCAUCUCCAACCUGGUGUCGGUGCUGCUGAAGGGCUGCCAGGACUCGUCCCCGGAGGCCCGGCUCCUGUGCGGGGAGUGUCUGGGCGAGCUGGGCGCUGUGGAUCCUGGACGUCUGGACCUGUCGCACACACAAACCAACGGGGACCGCAAGACAUUUGUGAGUGGAGUGGAUGAUCUCAACUUUGCCUACGAUUUGCUGACUGAGCUGACAAGAACAUUUCUGGCUUACGCUGAUGACGUGCGAGCCCAGGACUCAGCUGCUUAUGCAAUUCAGGAACUGCUAUCCAUAUUUGAGUGCCGCGAGGGAAAAACUGACUCGUCAGGCCGCCGUUUGUGGAGGAGAUUCCCAGAACACGUUCAAGAAAUACUGGAGCCUCACCUUAACAGCAGGUAUAAGAGCAGCCAGAAGGAUGUGAACUGGUCCAAACUGAAAAAGCCAGUUUAUCUCAGCACUAGAGGCAGCAAGUUUUCUGAUUGGUCAGCCACCUGGGCUGGUUACCUCAUCAGCAAGGUGAGACAUGAGCUGGCCAGCAAAGUGUUCAAAUGUUGUAGCUUCAUCAUCAAACAUGACUAUAAAGUCACAAUCUACCUGCUGCCUCAUAUCCUGCUGUACAUGCUGCUGGGUUGCACGCCUGCAGGGCAACAGGAGGUAACAGAGGAAAUGCUGGCUGUGCUGACGGAGGACAACGGGCAAGGAGGCGGUGGUGUCCAGGAGGCGGCCUCCAGCCUAUCCCAGCUCAGCACUCAGACCGUGUUCAGCAUGCUGUCGCAUCUGACGCAGUGGAGCCGCCACAUCCUCUACUCCAAACCCAAAGUCAGCGAGAGUGGGGAUUACCAGCGUGUGGUGGCCUUCCUGAAGGGAAUCCCACAGGACGUCCUGGCCAGAGCCUCUCUGCGAUCCAAAGCCUACACUCGUGCCCUCAUGCACUUCGAAGCUUUCAUCCUUGAAAAUAAAGAGAAUAUACAAGACCAUCUCACAUUCUUGCAGACGCUGUACGCUGCAAUGCAUGAGCCUGACGGGGUGAGGGGAGUCAACGCUUUGAGGAGGGAGGAGCCUUCGUUGCAGGAACAGAUACUGGAGCACGAGAGCAUCGGCCUGCUCCGAGAUGCGACGGCCUGCUACGAUAGAGCCAUACAGCUGGAGUCAGACCAGAUCGGUCACUAUCACGGAGUGAUGACCUCUAUGCUUGGGUUGGGACAGCUGUCCACGGUCAUGACGCAGGUCAAUGGGGUUUUGGCCAACAAGUCCCAGUGGAAGUCUGAGCUCAACACUUACAGAGUGGAGGCGGCUUGGAAGCUUGGAAAAUGGGAUCUGCUGGAUGAUUAUCUGAGUUCAAACCAGCAGUCCAGCACUUGGGCCGUGCGACUCGGCCAGAUGCUGCUGUCAGCGAAGAAGCAGGAUGCUGAGGCUUUUUAUGAGAAGCUGAAGCUGGUGAGGAAGGAGCAAGUUGUCCCUCUGUCUGCCGCCAGCUACGAGUGCGGGACCUACCAGAGAGGAUACGAGUAUAUCGUCAGGCUGCACAUGCUCAGCGAGUUGGAGCACACGUUUAACGAGCUGCAGAAGCACGGAGAGGGCUCCACCCCGACUCUCAGCCGGCUGCCUCCUCAUUGGUCGGACCGGCUGGAGAUGACCCAGAAUUCCUUCAGAGCCAAGGAGCCGAUCCUGGCUCUCCGGCGUGCCCUGCUCAGCCUGGAACCACAACCCGUCCGUCAGGAGCUGGUGGGAGAGUGUUGGCUACAGAGCGCCAGAGUGGCCAGAAAGGCCGGCCACCACCAGACCGCCUUCAACGCCCUUCUCAACGCAGAUAAUAGACAUCUGGCUGAACUGGUCACCGAGAAGGCCAAGUGGCUCUGGUCCAAGGGGGAUGUGCACCAGGCCCUGAUUGUACUACAGAAGGGGGUGGCCCAAUGUUUCCCUGACGAUCAGCCCCUGACGGACCCUCGCAGCCUGCAGACCAAAGGCAAGGCCAUGCUGCUAGUAGGGCGAUUCAUGGAGGAGACGGCCAACUUUGAGUCUAACGCCAUCAUGAAAGCGUACAAGGAAGUAACCAACCUCUUACCCGAGUGGGAGGAUGGAAACUUCUAUUUAGCCAAGUACUAUGAUAAAGUGAUGCCGAUGGUGACCGAUAACAAACUGGAGAAACAGGGGAACCUCAUCCGAUACAUCGUCACUUACUUUGGAAAGGCUCUGCAGUUUGGAAACCAGUACAUCUACCAGGCCAUGCCUCGCAUGCUGUCGCUCUGGUUGGACUUUGGAGCCAAAGUCUGUGAAUGUGAGAAGGCCGGGCGAGCGGACAGACAGAUGCGACAGGAGCUAAGUAAAAUCAACACAGUCGUCGGCGAGCACUGUGCCAACUUGGCGCCGUACCAGUUCCUCACCGCCUUCUCCCAGCUCAUCUCCAGAGUGUGUCAUUCUAGCGAUGAGGUUUUCACAGUCCUCAUGACCAUCGUGGCCAAAGUGUUCCUCGCGUACCCCCAGCAGGCCAUGUGGCUGAUGACGGCCGUCUCCAAGUCGUCUUACCCCAUGCGUAUGAACCGCUGCAAUCAGAUCCUUAAAAAAGCCAUAAGUCUCAAACAGUCCCUGGAGAAGUUUAUUGGAGAUGCCAACAGACUGACGGACAAGCUGCUGGAGCUGUGCAACAAACCGGUGGACGGUAACAGCAGCACCCUCAGCAUGGGCGUUCACUUCAAGCAGCUGAAGCGUCUGGUGGAGGAGCCGACCUUCAGCCAGAUCCUGAUCCCCCUGCAGUCCGUCCUCAUCCCCACGCUGCCCUCAACCGGUGGGGCCAACACGCACCACGAUGCCUUCCCGGGACACUGGGCCUACCUGGAUGGCUUUGAAGACUGUGUGGAGAUUUUGGCCUCCUUACAGAAGCCUAAGAAGAUAAGCCUGAAGGCCUCAGAUGGCCGGAGCUACACCAUGAUGUGCAAACCUAAAGAUGACAUGAGGAAAGACUGCAGACUCAUGGAGUUCAACUGCCUCAUCAACAAGUGCCUGCGUAAAGACGCGGAGUCCAGGCGGAGGGAGCUACACAUCCGCACGUAUGCUGUGAUUCCCCUCAACGAGGAGUGCGGCAUCAUUGAAUGGGUCAACAACACGGCUGGACUGCGGCACAUCCUCACCAAGCUGUACAAAGAGAGAGGUGUCUACCUGUCAGGGAAAGAGCUGAGGAAGCUUAUUCUACCGAAGACGACACCUCUUGAGGAGAAACUACGAAUCCACAAGGAGGUGCUGUGCGCUCGACAUCCCCCCGUCUUCUACGAGUGGUUCCUCCAAACAUUCCCCGACCCAACUUCAUGGUACAGCAGUCGCUCAGCAUACUGCCGCUCCACUGCUGUGAUGUCCAUGGUCGGUUACAUCCUGGGUCUGGGAGAUCGCCAUGGAGAAAACAUCCUGUUUGACUCUUUCACUGGGGAAUGUGUUCAUGUUGACUUUAACUGCCUCUUCAACAAGGGGGAGACAUUUGACGUGCCUGAGGUGGUUCCUUUCCGACUGACCCAAAACAUGGUCCACGCCAUGGGGCCCAUGGGUACCGAGGGUCUGUUUAGACAGGCCUGCGAGGUCACACUGAGACUAAUGAGAGACCAAAGAGAGCCACUUAUGAGUGUGCUUAAGACCUUCCUUCACGACCCUCUGGUUGAAUGGAGUAAACAAGCCAAAGGAAUGUCAAAAACCCAGGCCCACGAGACAGGAGAGAUAGUCAAUGAAAAGGCUAAAACGCACGUGUGUGAAAUUGAGCAGCGUCUGCAGGGAGUGAUAAAGAGCCGAAAUAAGGUGCUGGGUCUUCCUCUGUCCAUUGAGGGACACGUACACUACCUCAUCCAAGAGGCCACAGAUGACAAGCUCCUCUGCCAGAUGUAUUUGGGCUGGGGCCCAUAUCUGUAGAAGCAAACCUACACGUGAACCCAGUUAUUCAAAUGCCAACUGGACCCCAACUCUUCAUGCACUUUUCACCAUCUGGUGUAAAAAUGUUGAUAAUAUUUGUUCUGAAGUUCCCGUUAUUUUCUUGAAGUUGCCUGUUCUCUGGAAACUGUUGAUGCGUGUACAGUAGUUUUUCUGUACAUGAUA